AUGGUUGGACUGGAGGAGCUGCAAGGGCUUUUCCAACCUCAGCAAUUCUGGGGUUCUUAUGUACAGUUUGCUCCAGGCACUUCUUCCUGGGAGCCCAGUAAAUCACUGAGCGAUGAAGAAAACCUGAAGCUGUUUGGGAAAUGCAACAAUCCAAAUGGCCACGGACACAACUACAGAGUUAUAGUCACUGUUCAUGGAGAGAUUGACCCAGUCUCGGGAAUGGUUAUAAACCUGACAGACCUGAAAGAGUAUAUGCAGUCCCAUGCAUGUGGUGAUCUGAACUUCAAGUCCGCUGACCAACCGGGACAAGAUCCAUCACUGUUUUCUCUGCAGGAGGCGAUCCUGGAACCCCUUGACCACAAAAACUUGGAUAAGGAUGUGCCCUACUUUGCUGAGGUGGUGAGCACCACAGAGAACAUCGCAGUGUUCAUCUGGGAAAACCUCAAGAAGCUGCUGCCCACGGGGACUCUUUAUAAAGUCAAAGUGUACGAAACAGACCAGAACAUUGUCGUUUAUAAAGGAGAAGAAACGAUCUCUGAGAAGUGAAAUGAGCUUAAGCUCAGUUGGUCAGAAACUCCUGCAUUAUCAGAUCAGUGGAUUACUUCAACCCUGCUGACUGUUUCUCCUACAUCUAGAUGUUGGUUAUCUGUUACGUAAGGACAAACACAGAUGUUUCACAAAAAUUCUUGCAGCAGUCUAGCAAUUUCGGUUCUCAGAAUUUGUUGUCUGCUUUUUCUCAAGAUAUUCCUGUUUUGCAAACAUGAUCCACCAAGCUGAUGUGAGAUUUACAGCUGUGCCAUGUUAAAUAAAGCAGCUUUCCAGAGAGGAGAUGGCCUGGCAAAAUGUAUGUCCUGUCCAGCCACAAAACGCUGAGUUCUGUAGGAACAGGAUCAAACUUUCUCGUCUUUCUGGAGGGAGCAGUCAGCUCAUGUUACUGCUGCUAUGAUCGUUACUUGGUAUUUUCACCUUCAGAAUCCCACAGUGGGAAGGCCUUGUAGACAAAAGCAGCACUUGCUAUGCAUCAGUCAGCAGGGCUGCAGGUUCCUGCUGUCAUUUGCAGAUGAGGAGAUGCAGCACUGUUCAGCAUAGGUUCUUGCAAAAGAUGAGGCUAUGAGAUGAAUUUAAAUGAACACUAACCAGAUGAUUCUGAAGAUUCAUGAAAUUGUAGGCGUACUGUGAAAGCUAAGUGCUGGAAGAGGAAUGCAUGUAAAACCAGUUAGGGAACAGUUACAGUACAACUCGUGGUUAAGAGCCGUAAGAUCAACCUGUCUGUCCAGAGGCACAAGUGAUAGUACUGUGUGUGAUUCUUUAUCACAUGAGCAAUGUCCUGAAAGUAAGUAAGUAUGGUCAUGAAAAAUAACUUAAUGCAUAUAAUGAGGAAAGUGAUAGCUGGGGUAAUAAUCUCUUUGCUUCACAAGGAAAUUAAGCAUUUGAAUAAUGGUGGCAAACAGCACCAUUUAGAGAGGUUUAAUGAAGCUCGCCUAAUAUUAUAGUUAACCUUGGCUGUGCUCUACUACAGGCUGAGGGUAAAGUAUCCAUCUGUAGCUACCAGUUCUGCUAGAAAGUAGUUUUUACAGUUCCAAAAAAAUACUUUGACUGCUUUCUUUUAAACUGUGACAGCUUUAUGAGGGGCCAAUUCUGUGCUGUCUCCUACCUUUAUUCAUAUUUGCUCAAACUUUCUGGAUGAACUUCUAAAAGUGAAUCGUAAGAAAAGGCUGGAGAUGAGGGAUGUUCCAACCUUCCCUCUUUGGCAGAGCAAAAACUCUGCCGUGGGAACUCCAGCAUUGGUUUUUCUUUCCCUCUUAAAGGUAAUGGCUUUGGCUGAAGGUUCAUUCCAGUGUCAUGCAAAUAGAGAGUGCUCAGUGCAUCAGAUGAAGGGAACACACUGGUGACACACUGUUGCCCCUUUUCCCCAGAUGUGGAACCAGUCAGCUCUUUGCAGUGUGGGCUCUGGCCAGGGAGGGUUUGCAGCUUAUCUGCACACUCCUGCUGGUCUGUGGUUCACUGGUGUGAUGUGUCAUUCCAGUUUACUAAAGCGAUGUAAAUCAUACUGGAUGAUAGCUGCUCAUGAUUCAUGAAGCAUUUGGUGUCUUCAGUGAGUCACAAAACAUAUGGUGGUGUCUUUAUCAGAAGGGUAAUUUAGCUGUUGAUGUUGUUGACAAAACCCAAGCAAACAAAAGGUUACAUCCAUAUAGCACAAGCCAUUGCUAUUAUUAGCAUGAAGUCAGGUGCCAGGCCAGAAAAAACUAGUCCAAAUUCCUGCUCUUUUACUGCAAUGCAACAUAGCCCUGACAAAGUCCCGCAACAGCUUGGGCAUUUAUUGCUGUGUUGCAUGUUGGCGAUGUAUUCAUAUCCUUUAUUCUGAUUGUUCCACUUUAAAUGGCAGCAGAUCUGGGGAGAUGGAAAUAAAUUGCUUGACUGGGUAGUGGCUUGGAUGAAGGGAGUUGGCAGUAUCAGAGCUGGAGUUGUAAUUGCCUACAUCCCAAGAAAUUACAGUGUAUUAUCUCCCUUACCCAGCUUAGAGGGGUCUUGAUCUUUUCAGGUGUGUGUGAGCUCCAUGUAGGGAAGUCUCUGGAGGAAUCAGCCUCCAAAUUCACAGGUUAGGGAAGGAGGGUUAUACAAGAGAAUUAACUCACAUACAUUAAGCAUCUCUGUGCUGUAAUUUAGUUACUGAGUGAUGAAAUUGUUUGAAGGAGAACUGUUCAUGUAAUGGUGGGUCAAAGCUGAUCCCAGGAGACGUACUCUAGGAGCAGGACAUCCAGCUUUAGUGCACAUAAAUGUCGAGAGCAGCAUAAUGACAGCAAGACCAGAAAUGUGCUGUGUUGUGUUCAGUAGGAACUGAGGAGGAAGACCCAGUUCUGCCUUCCUGUCACACAGAGAAAUAAAUCAUCAGGUUAUAUUGAAGAGGAGUGGUGCCAGCCACUGUUCUGUUUUCUGUGCUUGAAACAGAGUGGUCACGGGAGGACUCUGGGUUCAGCACCAGCUUUUGCAGUGUGGGGAGUGGGAAUUGAUAAUUUUCCUAUCAUAUCUGAAAUUAUGAAACAGCACAGAGCAAAAGGGACAGCAUUACAAAAGGAUCAACAAAGUGAAAAACAGCAGCUAGGACUGAACCAAGUUCUGCCACUCCCUAGGCUGUUAUUUAUAGUCCAUUGUAGCCCCAACAAUGACCAAGUUAAUAAAUCAUCCUGACAUUGCUUCUGAUGAUGAGGGAGUGUGUGUGGGACAUGGAGGCCUCGAUGAAUUCAGACAACCAUCAGUCUUAUAUUUUCUGAAUUGACUUUUGGCCCUGUAACAUGGCUUUUUGUGUCCGUGCACAGUGCCCGUGAGGCAGCGAAGGCUGCAGGGAUGUACACAGGACCUCUGCCUGCUUCAGUGCCAGGACUGGCAGUGCCUUGGGAGGUUGAAUGAAGCAACAUGGAACGCCCAGCUUUGUUCUGCAGAGCCAUUGGGAAGGUCACUGUGAACAGAGGUGGAGGGAGACGGGGAGCUGCUGUGGGUAAGAGCUGCUGAGAGAGGGCCCAGCCCUGUCUUGCAGCUGAGAGCUGGAGGGCUCACUUGGUCAAAGCCAGCAGCCAUCCUGCUUAUUUAACUUGCCUACUUAAAUGGUAGAGAGUUCACUUAAAGCAGUAGUAUUAUCAGAGAAAGGCAGGAGUGAAAGGAGAGAUCCUUUGAUCCCAUCCCCAGCACAAUUUGGAGAGGACAGGAUGCCAAAAGAGCAGAGAAGCAAAAAGUGCAAAGGAUUGAUGCAGGGGAGCAGUCCUUGUGCUAGUGGCCCCGGGGGAUCUGAUGCUAGUUGAGGAGGAUAAUGGAACCUCUGUUGAAAAAUCUGGCUAACAAAAGCGUAUCUGUGAAGCAAGACAAGCUUGUUAGCAUUGUUUGUAACAAAUAAGAGCCAGGUAUUAAUCACAGCUGUACUGUUUUAGCUAUUAAUAUUUCAGACAAUUCUGUAGGAGGAAAAAACCCCUAACCCUAAUGACCCUAAUCCUAAACCUAACCCCUAACCCUAACGCUAACAACCCUAA
This is a messenger RNA of Athene cunicularia (burrowing owl), 4022 nucleotides long. RefSeq names its product 6-pyruvoyltetrahydropterin synthase (gene PTS). The coding region runs from base 1 to 546 and encodes 181 amino acids. The record is from RefSeq and is a predicted model, not a curated record. NCBI's taxonomy places the organism in Eukaryota, Metazoa, Chordata, Aves, Strigiformes, Strigidae. Gene Ontology annotation, cellular component: mitochondrion. Gene Ontology annotation, molecular function: 6-pyruvoyltetrahydropterin synthase activity. Gene Ontology annotation, biological process: tetrahydrobiopterin biosynthetic process. The transcript is spliced from 6 exons.